AUGGAAUCUUUGUUGUCCAAAUUUACCUGUUUGCAUUGUCUUCUUUUGCUAUUACUCAAUGCUACUCACUGUUUUUCAUAUGUGCAGACUCAGGCACAGACACUUUGCCAUUCUGACGAGCAUUCCUUCUUGUUACAAUUCAAGGAAAGCUUUACGAUAGACAAGUCAGCUUCUGGAUCUCCUUUUGCUUAUCCGAAGGUAGCAUCUUGGGCUCGAGAAGGAGAUCAAAAUCAGAGUAACUGUUGUUCGUGGGAUGGUGUUAAGUGCCAUGCAGAGUCUGGCCGUGUCAUUGGCCUUGACCUCAAGAGCAGCUGUCUCUAUGGUUCUAUCAAUUCCAACAGCACCCUCUUCCGACUUGUUCACUUGCAGAUGCUUGACCUCUCAGAUAACAACUUCAAUUCAUCUGAAAUACCAUCGAGAUUGGGCCAUGACCUUUCGAGUCUAUCCUAUCUCAACCUUUCACUGUCUGCAUUUUCUGGCCAAAUUCCAUCUGAAAUUUCAAAGCUAUCCAAACUGUCUACCCUUGAUCUAUCUCAAAAUAAUGGUUUGGAGCUUAGGAAGUCCAACAUGAGAAUCCUAGUCCAAAACUUGACCAACAUAAAACAACUUCAUCUUAGUGAUGUAGGGAUAUACUCCACUGUGCCUGAUAUCUGGGUCAAUGCAUCUUCUCUCACAUCUCUCCAUCUAAGCUACUGUGGGUUGUAUGGGGAAUUCCCAGUAGGCAUUUUCCACCUACCAAACCUAGAGAAGCUUAGUUUAUACUCGAACACAAAGCUAAAUGGCCAAUUCUUAGUCCCUGAUUCCUUGUCGUGUUUUGGAAAAUUAACCAAGCUCAACUACUUGGGUCUUUCGGAUAAUAACUUGCAGGGAAAUUUCCCACGUUUUGUGGCUAACCUGACCCAACUCGCGUUCCUAUAUUUGUCUAACAAUUCAUUAACUGGUGAAAUCCCUAAAUCGCUUUUCCACCUCAGAAAUCUUGAACGUCUGAACCUCGCCUCCAACGAUUUGCAAGGAGAAUUUCCUAAGUCGCUUUUCCACCUCAGAAAUCUUGAACUUCUUGGCCUUUCCGGUAAUAAUUUGAGUGGAGUAGUUGAGUUUGAUGAGUUUUCCAACCUCAAAAAGUUGAAGGCACUUGGUUUAUCAGGCAACAGGUUAUCUGUGCGUGUCAAAUCUGGUUCGAGUGCUACUCUUCCAAAGUUCGAAAUUCUAAAGUUGGCUGAAUACAACUUGACAGAGUUUCCAGAAUUUUUGAAAAAUCAAUAUGAAUUGGGAGCCCUAAGCCUUUAUAGUAACAACAUUCAUGGCCAAAUACCAAAAUGGCUUUGGAAUGCAACUAGAGAAACUUUGGUCAAUCUCAACCUCGGCUCUAACUUCUUAACAGGCUUUGAGGAGAAUCCAAUCACUCUUCCAUGGAAAAAUCUACAACUGUUUCAUCUUUCUAAUAAUCAGUUACAAGGGUCAUUGCCAAUUCCAUCACAAUCUAUCACAAUUUACCUGGUUAACGACAAUAAUUAUAGUGGAGAAGUUUCACCAUUGUUCUGCAACUUAAAUUAUCUUCAAGUUCUUGAUUUGAGCAACAACAACCUGAGUGGCAUGCUUCCACAGUGUUUGGGGAAGUCCAGUAGCUUGGAAAUACUGCAUUUGAUGUUUAAUUCUUUCCACGGUGAUAUUCCUCCAUUUUGUGCUAACAAAAAUAGUUUGAAAUUUGUUGGGUUGGGUUACAAUCAGUUAUAG
Messenger RNA from Pyrus x bretschneideri (Chinese white pear), 1734 nucleotides. RefSeq names its product receptor-like protein 7. NCBI's taxonomy places the organism in Eukaryota, Viridiplantae, Streptophyta, Magnoliopsida, Rosales, Rosaceae. Bases 1 to 1734 code for a protein of 577 amino acids. The record is from RefSeq and is a predicted model, not a curated record. Gene Ontology annotation, molecular function: protein binding. The transcript has 2 exons.